Messenger RNA from Orbilia oligospora ATCC 24927, 2379 nucleotides. RefSeq lists its product as uncharacterized. Lineage: Eukaryota; Fungi; Ascomycota; Orbiliomycetes; Orbiliales; Orbiliaceae. Bases 1 to 2379 code for a protein of 792 amino acids. The record is from RefSeq and is a predicted model, not a curated record. The transcript is spliced from 5 exons.
AUGGCGGCAAGAAGGGAGUCCGAGGGGUACAGUCCGAGUGUAUACAGCCAGCCCUCGAUGAAUUACUCGCGGGCCAGUACUAUGCGCACCACGUCAUCUAAUUCCGACAAUACAAUUUCUACGGUUUCUUCAAUGUCGGCACGGUCAGAGGGGACUAUUGUUCCCACCCAUACAAAUCUAUCACGAAAUUCUGUUGAAGAUUUUAGCGACGAGAAGGGAACAGGAGGGCAACCAAACCCGGACCAAUCACCGAAUUCUGCAUUAUUGAAUUUCUCGAGGAUAGCUCGAGUCGGGACCGCCUACACGCCUUUGCUGGAGGAACAACCUAUGCCUCCUCCGCCAAACUUGUCUUCGUCUACAACACUCCACAGUUCCAUUUACAAAAAUUCAGAAGCUUCUGUCUCUCGCCGCAAGACCGCCAACGUUCCAGAUUUUGGUUUCCCACUUCCAAGAUUUAUUAUCCGUGGGAUCAUUUCUAUUAUAAUUCCAGUCGCUCUUGUGGUCUACUAUUUUUUUACAUGGUGGAGAUGGUUGAGAUUUCCAGAAGGAAGUUCAGAAGUUUGGCAGCGAACGGGGAUUCUCGAUAAUGUGAAUAUCGUCAACUACAGUUGGUUCGUUAUUGCAACAUUCGCCUUGAACCUGGGUACUUAUGCGGUCGCUGGGAGUGUGGCGAGUAUGGUGAUGAGAAAAAGAUGGGCAGCGAAAAACUUUAGAAGGCUUUUGAUCCUCUCUGGAAAUACGUUCCAAGAUCCCGCAGGCUGGUUUAAUGCUUUGAUAAAAUUAGUCCAGAAACGAAGAUUAUACAAGAGAAAUGGCGCUCUAUGGGAUAUUCUAGCUUUUUUCAGCAUUAUCGGCUUCGCGGCAUGGCCAUUGACCGGUCUGACCAUGCAGACAGAGGACGGGUUUACCAUCAGCCGUAGAUACAAGGGUGACCAGGUCUUCGUUGUUGGACGGAAUCAUUCAAGCAUAAAUGGUCGCGACGGUGCUCUAACGACAAGUCGUGUUACUACAUUCUGGUCCUCUGGAUUCUCACCUCAACUGCCUCUUCGAAAGCAAUUUUACAUCACGCCAGGUUCUUCUAUUCAGUUAAACGUAUCUUCUCCCGAUAAUACAUUACCUGACGACGCAUCCGAGUCUAUCUUUUUGGGGCCUCAAUCCACAGGUCCCCUUCUCGGAUCAGUUUUCGGUCUAGCGAUCCGUUACAACUGUAGUAUUGUGAAUCAAACCUCUCAAUUCACAGUCCUAUCACGUCGGAAUGAUACUUUCGACUUGGAUCGCAGUGGUUCUAGCUUCGGAUACGUCCUUCCUGAUCAGUCCGUAAUAAUUGUACGAAAUCAAUCUUCAAGUAUUAACUUGAUAUCCAACGUCAAUGGUUCUCUAGAACUUGGAACAUCCAUGACGAUUUCUGAACUCACCGACCCAACCGACUCCGAAAAUAUCGGCUACGCCUCAAUUUUUAAAAGCUACCCGGGCCUAAAUACCACGGUGGUUCUUGAAGCUGCAUUGUGGCAAUCGAUCUCCCCAAUAGAGUCCUACGGUCGCAUUAGCGUCAACCCCGAAAACUUCAAUUUCCGUGAUGCCGAAAAUGAUAUCCCGGAGUUUCGAAAUACUCUUCGGUAUCCGGGUCAAAAGGCUGUCGGGGUUCGUUGCGAAGCUUCCUCCGCAAUAGGGACAGCACUAAUCAACGGUGUUGAUGGUACCUAUACAAACUUCACCCAACUGGACGCAGAAAUUCGAAACGGCGGUGGUAUUAAACGAUUUGAAACCGGCAUUCCUCACAUGAUCGUUCAAACGCCAUAUAUUCCCUCCAACUUUCAAUUAUUGGAUAAUGUAGACUGGUUCUCAGCUCUCUACGCAUCUAUCGAAAUGUCUUCUCUAACAACAAACGCCUUUGGAGAUUUCCUAGGUGCUGCGCCAAGUGUUCUUCAAGCCGAGGACCUUAAAAGAGCUCUUCUAAGGGCUUACAAGACUCAUGCCGUUCACAUCAUGUACGACGGACUCGCGGACCCCACCUUCGCAUGGAAACUUGAGAAUGUCACUAUGGGCACUCCGACAAUGAUUUUGACCCGCGGAGUUGUCCCACCUGAGAUUAUAUUGGGGAUGUUGACGGCAUGGGCGUUAUCGAUUGUGAUCUUAUCGGUAACAUAUCAGUUCAGAAGAAGAUGGACGGAGACUCUGGAUGGGUAUACCAUAUUUAGAUUUGGAGUUGAUAGACCGGAUGACGUAUUACCUGAAAUGUUGGCUGGAGAAUUUGAUAAUGCGGCGGUUUUGGAGAGACUGCCUGGUAUGGUUGGGGAUUUGGAGCCUGAUAGUGAGGUGGGGUAUAUUGGGCUUGUGAGGGGUGGGCAGGAGGCAGAUUGGGGGAAGAGGUAUGGUUAA